AUGGCUGAAGAGAUUCGAAAGUGUGGUAGUCGCUUCAAGCACUUCCUAGCCUUUAUCCCUCUGGUUGCCAGUGGAGCGAUUGUUCUCGUGGUAGCUCUGGCCUACAUUUACGCCUCUAGGCAUGUAAAAGAAGCCACUAGUGCUGCUGUGUCGAGCAACAUGUACGCGUCUCUGGACCACGUCGCCGCCGGCAUGCAGGCUAUCCUGGCAGCCAACCAUUCCGCCUUCAUAGUUGCAGACUACCUAGCGGCUACAAGCAACAUGAAUCACUUAUCUCACGCGGAACAAAACUUGUUUAUGGUGUUCGCAAUGCAGCCGCACGUGGCCGAGAUGUCAUACGCCGGCGUCGAUGGCUCCGCCUUCACCUACUACCGCGGCAAGGAUGGCCGGCCCAGAAAGAUGUUCGGACUCCGGCUGGUGUGGCAAAAGGAGACCAUGUUCCGCGAGAUAGGGGUGGCCGUGGUCUCUGUCGUGUGCUUGCUCGCGGCCAUCGCGGCUGUGGCAUGCUUCUUCAUGGCGCGGGCACUUUGGCGGUCGGGGUCGCGGGAGGCCGCGCUCCAGGAUGACGUCAUGAGGCAGAAGGAAGCGCUCCAGCAGGCAGAGCGCAAGAGCAUGAAUAAGAGCAACGCAUUCGCGUCCGCCAGCCACGACAUCCGAUCCUCGCUCUCUGUCAUAGCUGGACUCAUCAAUGUCUCUCGGACGGAGGCGCGGGCAAACCCCAACCUCACCUACUACCUCGAUCAGAUGGAGAUUGGCACCAAGAAGCUCUUUGAUAUACUUAACACCAUACUAGACAUGAGCAAGGUGGAGUCCGGGAAGAUGCAAUUGGAGGAGGUGCAGUUCAGCAUGGCUGACGUCCUUGAAGAAUCCAUGGACAUGGCAAACGUCGUCGGUAUGUCUAGAGGCGUUGAGGUGGUUUGGGACCCCUGUGACUUCUCUGUUCUUCGAUGCGAUGCGGUCAUCGGUGACUGCAAGCGCUUCAAACAGAUCCUCGACAACCUUCUUGGAAAUGCUAUCAAGUUCACGCACGACGGCCACGUCGUGCUCCGCGCGUGGGCCAACCGCCCUAUCGCAAGGACUUCCAUGAUCAGCACCCCAUCUAGGCUCGCCCCCUGCUGGCGAGCGAGCGUGUUCUGUCGGUGGCUGCUAGGAACGAGGGAAGAAGGUGUCGAGCAGAAUGCUCACCGAUCACUUCUUCAGAAUGAUCCUAACGCCAUUGAGUUUUACUUUGAGGUAGUAGAUACAGGUCUUGGGAUCCCAAAGGAGAAAAGAGAAUCUGUAUUUGAAAACUACGUUCAGGUAAAUGAAGGGCAUGGUGGCACCGGCCUAGGCCUAGGAAUUGUCCAAUCAUUUGUACGUUUGAUGGGUGGCGAAAUAAGCAUCAAGGACAAAGAGCCGGGAGAAGUGGGAACGUGCUUCGGAUUCAACGUCUUCCUCAAGAUCAGCGACGUUGAAGCGGACAUCAAGCACGGGAGGGAGGCGACGUCCCUAUUAAGGGAGCCUGGCUGCUUCAAGGGUGGGCAGUGCGUCCUCCUAGUCCACGGGGACGAGACCCGGCGGAUCCUCCAGACAUGGAUGGAGAAUGUCGGGAUGAAGGUGUGGCCCGUCCCGCGCGCCGAGCUCCUCGCCCCGACAAUGGAGAAGGCACGCGCCGCCGUGGGCGCCUCGCCGUCCAGGCCAGCGUCGAUCUCUUCGUCGCAGGGCGGCAGUGAUGACUUGGAUGGUGUAGCUGACCGGUGCUUCAGCUCCAAAGAGAUGGUCACCCAGGUCCUGCGGAACAGCAGCGGCAACCAUGCAGGGCACCUCCACCCGUUCGGCUUGCUCGUCAUCGUCGACGUCUCCGGUGGGAGGCUCAACGAGAUCAUCCAGGAGGCGCCGAGCCUCGCGAGGAUCAAGCACCAAGUUCCGUGCAGGGUAGCGUGCAUUACUGACCUCAGGACCUCCUCCGAGGACUUGAGGGGGCUCAAGGAGGCAGCAAGCUGCGAUAUGGACCUGCGCAAGCCGAUCCACGGCUCCCGACUGAGCAAGCUCCUUCAGGUCAUGAGAGAGCUCCAGGCCUCUCCGUUUCCACAACAGCAUUCGCAUCAGGUCAGGAUCACCAUCAAUGAGCUGCCAGCUGCGGAUCAGGCCACUGCCGCGUUGUCUGAAAUCACAUCUGCGGCGACAGCCACUACAACGUCGUCUGAAAUGACGUCUGCGGCGGCAGUGCCCCAGGAGCCGCCCAAGCUUGAAGAUGACCAGCCUCUGCAAGGGAAGCGCGUCCUGCUGGUGGAAGACACAAGGGUAUUGCAGUUUAUCCAAAAGAAAAUGUUGAGCACUCUGGGUGCAACUGUUGUGGUAGCAGCGGAUGGAUCCGAGGCCGUGGCAAUGUUUAUCAAUGCUCUUGGGAUUGCAAGUGAUGGUGUUGCUUCAGAGGAACGGGUGGCCUUGCCCUACGACGUGAUAUUCAUGGAUUGUCAGAUGCCGGUGAUGGACGGCUACGAAGCGACAAAGCGCAUCCGUGAGGAAGAAAGUCGUUACAGGAUCCGCACCCCAAUCAUCGCGUUGACCGCGCACUCGGAGGAGGAGGAACUGCAAAAGACCAUCCAAGCAGGGAUGGAUCUCCACCUGACUAAGCCAAUACAGAAGGAGAAGGUUGUUGAGGCUGUUCAUCAGGUGUGGAAGGAAGAUAACUGAUAAAUGAUGAUGGGCGUUUCUCUGGUGGCAUAGAGGCGUGUGUGGUAUUUCAGUAAUUAGUAUGAUGAUUGUGGCGUG
Molecule: messenger RNA, 2754 nt
Organism: Lolium perenne
Lineage: Eukaryota; Viridiplantae; Streptophyta; Magnoliopsida; Poales; Poaceae
Product: probable histidine kinase 2
Biological process (GO): phosphorylation; phosphorelay signal transduction system
Molecular function (GO): phosphorelay sensor kinase activity
Source: RefSeq, a predicted model, not a curated record